AUCUCUCUCUAGAAAAGUCAUGCACUACCAGUCUCCAUCUCUCUCUUUCUCCAUCUAUAAAACCUACCCAAGAAGGUAAAAGCUAUUCCCUCACGAAUCUUCACACCAUACUUGAAUUAUUGCAUGGGACCUCAAGACACGAGAUAGAUUAGAGAGAGAGAGAGAGUUGAAGAACUACAAAUGGCGAAUUCACUAGAAGGGCUGACUGAUAAGCAAGACCAGGACCCAAGUGAUGGUGGUGGUGGUGAUGGUGCUGUUGACGCUGUAAACAACCCUACCCCGCCCCAGCUCUCCCUAUUCUCGCUCCCGCGGAAGCCGCUGGAGCCGCCGGGGAUGCUGACGCCGCCGCUCCACUCGAAGGCGGCCUCCGUGCCGUUCAAGUGGGAGGAGGCGCCGGGCAAGCCCAGGCACUGUCGCCACGCCGCCGAGCCCAAGCCCGCCGCAGCCGCCGGGUGCCUAGACCUCCCCCCGAGGCUCCUCAGCGGCGCCGCCGUGCACGACGGGCCUUACUACCCUGGCCGGGCGCCGUCGUUCAGGACGCUGGGCGGGUCGUUCCGGAGCCCCGAGAGCCGCAGCAGGAGGGACAUCAGAGAGAGGGUAACGUUCGGGUCGAUGCGGUGGGGGUUCCCCGGCAAGGAGAGGGUUAGCGGGGUCGUGGAGGGCAGUCCCGGGAUUUCGCUCUCGGUGCUCUACGAUGAUGGCGGUGUUGGUGAAGAGAGCGUCACAAAGGUGAAGAUCACGAGAGUGAGCAGGAGGAAGAGCUUCUUCAGUCUCUCUCAUGCCAAGUCGCAUUUGUGGGAAAGCAUUUAUGGAGGAUUUAAGCAGGUGGUCCCAUGGCGACGCAGGCAAGAUAAGCCACACACAAAGGGUCAUUAGCUCUUACUUACUGAUUGAGGAUGUAUUUUAAUCUCGCUCGACCGUACUUAAUUCUGGUAUGGUUUGAUUAGUCCUAUAGAUUAAUUUCCUUGAAAAUUCUUAUAAAUCUUGUACGCGAAGAAUAUCAUAUAAAUCGGAUGAUCAAUGGUAAUAAA
Syzygium oleosum is the source of this 1031-nucleotide messenger RNA. RefSeq lists its product as uncharacterized. The record is from RefSeq and is a predicted model, not a curated record. Bases 181 to 876 code for a protein of 231 amino acids. The transcript has 2 exons. Lineage: Eukaryota; Viridiplantae; Streptophyta; Magnoliopsida; Myrtales; Myrtaceae.